This is a messenger RNA of Fulvia fulva, 2241 nucleotides long. Its product is annotated as Vacuolar cation/proton exchanger 2. NCBI's taxonomy places the organism in Eukaryota, Fungi, Ascomycota, Dothideomycetes, Mycosphaerellales, Mycosphaerellaceae. The record is from RefSeq and is a predicted model, not a curated record. The coding region runs from base 1 to 2241 and encodes 746 amino acids. Gene Ontology annotation, cellular component: fungal-type vacuole membrane. Gene Ontology annotation, biological process: calcium ion transmembrane transport; (1->6)-beta-D-glucan biosynthetic process; cell wall biogenesis. Gene Ontology annotation, molecular function: calcium:proton antiporter activity. The transcript is spliced from 5 exons.
AUGCCGCGCUCCGACAUCAUGAGCAGCAAAGAACAUCCUCACAAUCACAAGAUGGGUUGGGGACGACACCAAACGAAAGUCUUCCGACGAAAGGAUGCUCACCCCGACACUAUUGACCACCCCGGAGCUGGCACUGGCGACGCGAUCCCGCAACAAGAGAACGAGAAGGGAGCAUAUCGCGCCAAUGGUAACGGCAACAAGCAGUCCAAGGAGCUGCCAAUGUACAACAGAGACGGCCACCGCGUCAACCAGAACGGCGACAAAGUAACAAAAGGCAUCCAGCCCGACGGCGAAAGUGGACGCAGCUGGUUCCAUCCCCUACACUUCUUCAAGAUCAUCUGGUGCUCCUCCUGCGAACUCAGCAAAUGGACGAACCUCCUCUGGCCCUUCACACUCGCUGCCUUGGCCCUCUACUUCCACUACCCGCAACACCAGCUAUGGAUCUUCAUCUGCGCCUACAUAGGAAUGGUGCCGUCGGCGAACUUGGUUGGGUUUGCGGGUCAAGAGCUUGCGCGAAAAUUACCGAAAGUCGCUGGUGUUAUGCUCGAGACGACUUUUGGAUCUAUCGUGGAGAUCAUCUUGUUUACUGUGCUGAUGGUCCAGGGUGGGAACACGAAUGUUACUGUUAUUCGUGCGGCUAUUCUAGGUUCCAUCUUGGCUAACCUGCUACUCUGUCUCGGACUGUGCUUCUUCGUCGGCGGCAUCUUCCAUCCUCAACAGACAUUCCACGAGGCCAUCUCCGAAGUGGGUUCUAACUUGAUGCUCGUCGCUGGGAUGGCGCUUGUGAUACCUACGAUCUAUUACAACACGCUUUACGGGCGAUUCGAUGGCGUGAACCCACCGAACAAUCUGGCCACUUUGGAGUCAGAGGCGCUGAGGAUCUCGCGUGCUACCGCAAUAAUAUUGGUGGUAGCAUUUGCAGUCUACGUCUUCUUCCAGGCCCGCAGCCAUCACGGCCUGUACGAAGACAUCCUCGAGGCCGACGAACAACGAGACCACGACCGACACAAGGACCUCCGCAAAGCAAAGCUCACGCUGACGGAGAGCAUCGUCGCACUCAUGCUGGCUUUGAUGUUUGUUAGUUUCAUGGCUGUCUUCCUUGUGAAGGAGAUUCACUUCAUGGUCAAUGAGCGGCACAUCUCGGAUGCGUUUGUGGGUCUUAUCCUCAUCCCGGUCGUCGAAAAGGCAGCUGAACACAUCACUGCUGUUGACGAAGCCUACGACAACCAGAUGAACUUCGCUCUCAGCCACGUCCUCGGUGCCAGCAUUCAGACCGCGCUGCUCAACACACCGAUCGUUGUCUUCGUCGGAUGGGGUCUCGGGUACGACAUGAGUCUCAACUUCGAGCUGUUCGAUGCUGUGGUACUGAUCCUGGCCAUCAUGGUGGUUGGCAACUUCCUUAGGGACGAGAAGAGUGACUACCUGGAGGGAGCGCUGUGCGUGUUCGUGUACAUCCUGAUAGCGGUCACGGCCUGGUAUUAUCCAAAUCCUCUGGAGGAGGGUGGCGUCAAAUUCACAACUCCGGCAGCGGGCGCAAAUGUUCAGCCGGCCACGAUUUCGGUGCAGUGGGAGGAUGAUGGGGACUCGCCAAGUUUGGAUGAUCUUUCGGGGUAUACGUUGCAGUUGAUGGUGGGAGGGAACUCGGACACGAAUUCGCAACCGCUUGUAGCCAUCGGGCCUUCGCAAGGCUCCUUUGCAUCUGGAAGUAAGGUCACUGGAACCGUUGCUGCAACUGUGGCUGGACCCACGAAGAACGGGUUCUACCUAAAGAUGAUUGCAACAGCGACAGAAGGCGGCACGAUAACGUACUACUCAAGCAGGUUUAAUAUGCCUGGUAUGACUGGUACCACUCCAGCGGAAUAUGCUACUGCGGCAGCAGCAGUCUCGGGCACCGACGGACCAGACACCGUCAACGCAGUCGCAAACAAUGCUGGGGCCGCAGCUCCAGCAGCAGGUGCUGCUGGCGGCGCCUACACAGUCCCAUAUGCCCUACAAUCCGGUCUCACGAAGUAUGCGCCGAUGCAGGGUGUACCACCGACGAAGAUCACGCUGAAGAACUUCUCGCCCAUGUACCCAACCAGUGCAUACACGAUCGCUACCACUUUCUUGCCCAAAGCAAGCAUCGUCACGACCAUGACUGAGAGUCAGACGUUCAAAGUCACUAGUAUUGAGAACACGGCUGCCGCUCAGUCCAUGCCGACUGGCGAUAUGGCGAAGUAUCUGGCACGAUGGAAGGACUAA